This is a messenger RNA of Fonsecaea multimorphosa CBS 102226, 1539 nucleotides long. RefSeq lists its product as uncharacterized. The record is from RefSeq and is a predicted model, not a curated record. Gene Ontology annotation, cellular component: cytosol; intracellular membrane-bounded organelle; membrane. Gene Ontology annotation, molecular function: oxysterol binding. Gene Ontology annotation, biological process: maintenance of cell polarity; exocytosis; endocytosis. The coding region runs from base 1 to 1539 and encodes 512 amino acids. NCBI's taxonomy places the organism in Eukaryota, Fungi, Ascomycota, Eurotiomycetes, Chaetothyriales, Herpotrichiellaceae. The transcript is spliced from 3 exons.
AUGUCAUCCUUCGCAAAGUCCAUCGCCACCAUCCGCGGCGAUCUCUCCAACAUCACCGCCCCACCAUUCGUCCUCGACACCAAAUCAGCCGUCGAACUGCCCUCGUUCUGGGCCGAAAGACCUUCGAUUUUCGUGGCUCCGGCGGCCGCAGACGACGCCGCCGAGCGCGCCUUGUUGGUGUUGAAAUGGUUCAUCUCGUCCCUACGGAAUCAGCAGUACGCCGGCAGGUCGCCGUCCCAGGGGGUGAAGAAGCCCAUCAAUGCCUUUCUCGGCGAGCUGUUUCUGGCUAGGUGGGAGGACGACCAAGAUCGCGACGGGAACGGGGACGGAGCUGCAGACAGGAUCGGCGAUACAAGGCUGGUGAGUGAGCAGGUCAGUCAUCACCCGCCUGUCACUGCGUGUCGAGUGUGGAACGAAAAACACGGCGUCACGGCAGAGGGCUACACAUGCCAGGAGAUCACCUUCAGCGGCAGCGUCAACAUCCAGCAGAUCGGGCACGCCACGCUCCAUCUCGCGCGGCACAACGAGACGUACCUGAUCCCGCUCCCAGACAUCAAAGUCAAGGGCAUUUUGACCGGCACCCCGUACCCGGAGUUGCAGGGCACGCACCAUAUCCCCAGCACGAGCGGGUACACUUCGACCAUCGACUUCAGCGGCAAAGGUCUCUUCUCCGGCUCGGACAGGAAGCACAGCUUCGAAGCCAGGGUAUACCGCGACGACGACGGCCAUGAUGCUCCUCCUCUAUACACCGUCUCAGGCCACUGGGACGCUCAGUUCGUCAUCCAUGACGCCAGACGAAACCUCGAGAUCGAGACAUUCGACGUCGCCGCCGCGACGACCACGCCGCUUGUCACCGAGCCCCUAGCGGAGCAGGACCCAUGGGAGUCGCGACGCGCAUGGCGCGGCGUCCGAGAGGCACUCCAGCGCGGGGACAUGCAGGCUGCCGCGGACGCCAAAGCCAAGGUCGAGAACGGGCAGCGCGAGAUGCGCAAGACGGACAACAACGGUAAGCAUUGGCAGCGCUUGUUCUUCGAGCCCGCGGGCCAGACGGACGAGAUCGCCGCGUCGCUGGCGCGGAAAGUCGGACUGACGCUCAGACCCGAGGACACGGUCGCGGCGUGGAGGUUCCGGCGCAGAGAGUGGGAAGAAGGACUGUUCCGGAAGCCAUAUCAUGGGGACCUGAUGCCGGAUAAUUCGCGCGCCAGGCCGACUCAAGGAGGGCGAGGAGAUGGUGACGCUGUGGAUAAAGUCAACAACAACGACGACGACGAUGUUGGUGCUGUGCAUCCUCACCUUCGUCCUGUGGCUGGUUCGCAAAUCACUCCGUCUAUUCCGGCGGGAGAAUCCACACCAGCCCACGUCAACGGUCCUCCUACCUCUUCCGCACCUCCUCAACCUCUGGCAGAGACUCCGGCCCUUGAAGCCGAGACGGAGGAGCUGGACAAGAAGAACAACAUAGAACAAGACGAGACCGCGCCAGAAAAUGCCCAGGUCGAAGACUUUCUCCGGGACAGAUAUUCGAGCCGGGGGAUGCGUUGA